AUGCCACCUACAGCAACCGAGAGUGGGUCUUCCAGCUCAAAUCCAACUAUAAAUUCUGUGUAUCCAUAUUCUGUAGACAUAAACCCUAGACCAGAUCCUGAAUCCAAUAUAGUUUUCCGGACAAUCCCACCACUUAUAUGCCGAUAUGUAAUUCAUAACCUUUCAAAAGAACAAUACUUAAAGGAAUUCACGACGAAAGUAGUCAUUGGUCUGGAUUUUGAUUAUGAAGCUGAAAUUAAUGAUUCAGAGUUUUUUGAAGAAGUGCAUGAUGAAGUAGAAGAGAAUAUCCAGGAUUGGCUAUUAUUGGUUAGUAAAUUACCUAAAUUAGGUACAUCUAGAUAUACCAUUAUAAUGAACUGGUUGAGUUUUUUCAAACGUCUUGGGACUUAUUUCGGAUUUACGGAGUAUUUUUCUAAUCGUGACACAUUUGAUUGUCGCAGAGUUGAUCAUGGUGAUAGUUACAGGCAAUGUGCAACCCCGAGAACAGCAUACAUGAUUGAAUUAGUUUGCAGUGCUGCUGUUGUGGUUCUGCUUUUCGAAAAGUUAAUUCCCGAAGAAGUACAUCCAUCAGAAGGAGAAGUUACUAUAUUAGAUAUUUGGAAUUAUGUUGCAAGUCAUGAAGAAUGGGCAGAGGAGCGAGCUCUUGCUGCGGAACAAAGAAAAUCUGCAAAACAAAAAAAAGCUGGCAAGCCAGCGAAGAGCAAGCCUGUAAAGAAGGCAGCUAAAAGUACUUGGCUAUUUGUACAAAAACCGACUAAGAUAUCCAAGAAGGCAUCAUCAACGACCAAAGGAAAAGGUCCUAAAUAA
Hemisphaericaspora subhashii is the source of this 807-nucleotide messenger RNA. RefSeq lists its product as uncharacterized. NCBI's taxonomy places the organism in Eukaryota, Fungi, Ascomycota, Pichiomycetes, Serinales, Debaryomycetaceae. The transcript has a single exon. The record is from RefSeq and is a predicted model, not a curated record. Bases 1 to 807 code for a protein of 268 amino acids.